UCUGUACAGCUAGGAGUAACUUGUAAAACUUCUAUUUCUGCUGUGUGGGUUACCCUCCUCACUAAGUCUUCGCUGAGAGAUCUGCUUCCCCACAUUCUCUAGUAACAGAAUGCACAGCUGACAUUACAGUGUAAACCCCGUAGAUAUUUCAAACACAGUUCAGAUGGAUAUGCACAUUUGUAAAGGCGUGUGUAACGGGACAUAUGAAUGUACAUUGGAGAAAAAGCAUUUAAGCUAUGGGUAUCCAAAUAUCUACUGAGACUUGGACAUGGCAAAUUGUCAUUUUAUUUCUGUGCUGUACCCGGGAUACAGCCUCGGAGACUCUUCAUUAUGCUCUGAUGGAGGAAGCAGAAUCAGGGACGUUAAUUGGUAAUGUAGCAAAAGAUGUGGGUAUACCGGUAGUCGCUGUCUUUGAACGCAGAAUGCAACUGAGGUUGACAGGAAGCAGCCAGUAUUUUGCUGUGGAUCAGCAAAGCGGAAACGUAACUUUAGCCAAAACAGUAGAUCGGGAAAAUGUGUGUGGAUCUAAGUUACACUGUGUAUUAGCUGCAGAAGUAGUUCUUGAAAAUCCAUUAGAACUCCAUAGAUUAGAAGUUGAGAUUUUAGAUAUAAACGAUCAUUCUCCCACAUUCUCAACAUCUGAACAGGUGAUACAAAUCACAGAGUUCCUUGCUUAUCCUGGUGCCAGAGUUCCUUUAGAAGAAGCAUAUGAUCUUGAUUCAGGUAUCAAUGGGGUAAGACAAUAUAAUUUGAGUGCAAGCUCUUAUUUUUCAUUGUCUGCAAGACGCCACAAGGAUGGUGUACCUAGUCCAGAGCUGGUCAUAGAAAAGGCAUUAGACAGAGAAGAAAGAGGAAGCCAUCAUCUUAUACUUACAGCUUUUGAUGGUGGUAGUCCACCACAAUCUGGAAUAUCACAAAUCACUAUCAUUAUUCUGGAUUUUAAUGAUAAUGCUCCUGUGUUUAGUCAAGGUUCCUAUAAAAUUAACUUACCAGAGAAUGCUCCCUUGAACACUGUAGUAGUGCAGCUUAAUGCAACAGAUUUGGAUGAGGGGCUCAACGCUGAAGUAGAAUAUGCUUUUGAUAGUCGAACACCAGUCUCCCACAGACAGUUGUUUUCUUUAAAUCCAGUCACAGGGGUCAUAAGUACAAAUGCUACAUUAGACUUUGAAAGUGCUAAAAACUAUGAGUUAACUGUCAAAGCUAAAGACAAAGGGACACCACAAAUGGAAGGUAGCUGUCUUCUUCAGAUAGAGAUUGGUGACGUCAAUGAUAACUUGCCAGAGAUUCUACUUACUUCUCUGUUGGGUCAGAUUCCAGAGGAUACAAAUGUUGGAACAACUAUUGGACUUUUCUCUGUGACUGACCUGGAUUCCGGGAAAAAUGGAGAAGUUAAGGUCUUCGUAUCACCAGAUUUGCCUUUUGAAAUUAAAUCAUUUAAAGAUCACUAUGCUCUAACUGUACAUGAACCCCUUGACAGAGAAAAGACUGCUCGGUAUGAAAUUAUUUUGACUGUUGUGGACAAGGGGUCACCUGCUUUAUCUUCACAAACAACAAUAAUGGUCAAUAUAUCUGAUACUAAUGAUAACCCGCCGUUGUUUUUGAACCACUAUUUAAACGCAUACAUUCCUGAAAACAAUGAACCUGGUCAUUGGCUUUAUACAGUGUCAGCCUGUGAUCCAGAUGAGGGGAACAAUGCAAUUCUAACCUAUUCUAUUGCUGAAAAACAGCUUUUUGGUUUGCCUAUUUCAUCAUUUGUAUCUAUCAACCCAGUAAGUGGAGAUAUUCAUGCCCAGUGCUCAUUUGAUUAUGAACAAAUUCAUGUCUUAGAAAUCAUUGUUCAAGUUGGGGAUUCUGGAGACCCAAGACUAUCGUCCAAUACAACUGUGUUUGUUUUUAUUGGGGAUACAAAUGACAACUCUCCUAAUUUGUUAUAUCCUAAGUAUACAGGAGAUUCAACCACCAAUCUAAAACUAUCAAAGGCCGUGCCAGUGGGUUACCUGGUAACCAAACUAUCUGCAGUGGACUUAGAUUCUGGUGAUAAUGCCUGGCUAUCAUACAAGUUUGUGGAAUCUUCCGAUAACUUUAUGUUUAACUUAUCCACUCACUCUGGAGAAAUAAGAACUGUUCGAAGUUUCUUACUAGCUGAUGAUUACCUGCAGAAACUUGUGCUUGCUAUCAGUGACAAUGGCAAGCCAUCUUUGUCACUUACAGUUACAGUAGUCGUAUCAUUAGACAGCAUCUCAGAAAAUGCAACACCUAAUGUCUAUAAUUUCUUUUCUGCAAACAGGACUGACAUAACUUUGUACCUCAUUAUUUCUUUGGUCAUCAUUAGUCUGGCGUGUCUUAUAACAUUUGUUCUGUUGGUGGUGAAAUGUUAUAAAAAAGAAUUGUAUUUGUGCCAGUAUCCUUGUUGGUUUUUACAUCAGUCAAAUUCUGAACACUGUCCUCAAACAUUCCAGCCAACACUUGGCUUCAAUAUGGAUGGAACACUAAAGUACAUGGAGAUCAGGCUGGAUUCCUCCAAUCCAGAAAGUCAGUGUUACAGAACAUACUUUUCUCACUCUGACAACAUUAAUCUAACUCUUCUGAAGCCUCAAACGUUUUCUCCAGUGAAAGAAGAAACAUUAGGAAAUACUAGCUUAAGAGAUCCCAUGGAGGACACCAUUCUGUUUCUUUUUCAGCAAUCUCAGCCUAAUGCAGACUGGCAGUUCACUCAGGGCCAAAGACCGGGACCAAGUGGAACACAACAGCCCACAGAAGAAUCUGGAGUGUGGCCAAAUAACCAGUUUGAAACUGAGAGACUUCAAGCAAUGAUCCUGGCAUCAGCAAAUGAGGCCGCUGAAGGAAACUCUGGUCUCGUAGGAUCAACAGGUACAAUGGGACUUAGUGCUCGCUAUGGACCACAGUUCACUCUACAGCACGUCCCUGACUACAGACAAAACAUCUACAUUCCAGGAACAACAACAACCCUUACUAACGCUCCGGGGAAACGUGACAACAAAGCACCUUCAGGGAACAAGAAGAAAUCGGGGAAAAAGGAAAAGAAAUAAAGAUGUAUAGCAGCAUGCAUUAUACCAACAUGGCAGAAUUAUGUGAGAUCUUCCCUCUAGCCGAAAUCCCAGAAAGAAUGUCUUAUUCACAGAAGGAAAGAGAAUUUCAAUCAUUAUCU
Nanorana parkeri is the source of this 3169-nucleotide messenger RNA. Its product is annotated as protocadherin gamma-A4-like. Gene Ontology annotation, biological process: homophilic cell-cell adhesion. Gene Ontology annotation, molecular function: calcium ion binding. The transcript is spliced from 4 exons. Gene Ontology annotation, cellular component: plasma membrane. The coding region runs from base 237 to 3050 and encodes 937 amino acids. The record is from RefSeq and is a predicted model, not a curated record. NCBI's taxonomy places the organism in Eukaryota, Metazoa, Chordata, Amphibia, Anura, Dicroglossidae.